GCAUUUUGGUGUCGUAGCCUGUAAUACCGACAGCACGUUUUUCAAAUAAUUUCAAACAAAAGUCAAUUUAAACCGUUUAAUUCUGUGACCGUUUAAUAACGAGCAUAGAAACAACGAGUUUUUAUCAUCGUUUCGUUGGUUUGUUAUUCUGUAGUUUUAAUCGUCAAAGAAAAUGGAACAAGGACCUAGGGCCUGUGCUAGGACCUCGGGGCAUGUUUGUUCGGUACCAGGGUGUACCAACAAGCAUGCACCCAUGUUCAGGUUUCCCAACCCUAAGAGAGGGUUGGACAUCUGUUUGAGAUGGAAGCAGGCCGUCAAUAAUCCAAAGUGGCCUGAAAUGUCGGACUGUCGUCUCAACAGAAUUGCGCGUGUUUGUUAUAAACAUUUUAUAGAUGACGAUUUCCUGUCCGGGACCAGACGUUUAACCCGUUUUGCUGUUCCUUCCCUCAACUUACCAACAGGUCGUCGGGACAGUACACCAAGUCCAAGACCGUUGGAGUUGGGGCAGUCAUCUCCAUCCGAGGUGUCACUUCAACCCAAGUUUGUCACUCCCACAAAAGAGUUUCCUUUUUGGCUAGGAGCAGUGGGAGUGACACCCAGGAAGAGAGAGACACCUAUGAAAGGAGAUGUACCUGCAAAACGGGUUAAAAUGUCAUUAUAUCCGGAACCGGACCAAAAUAUUGUAGCAGUGGGUGAAGCAGGGGAAGGUGUUCGUUUUUUGAUGGGUGACGGAGGUAUUAAGAGUAAAAGUUGAAAAGUAGUAAGCAUGCAGUCAGUAGCACUUCUCAGUAUUAUUAUAAUGUUCUUAGUGCACUCUAUAAGUC
Tribolium castaneum (red flour beetle) is the source of this 824-nucleotide messenger RNA. RefSeq lists its product as uncharacterized. The record is from RefSeq and is a predicted model, not a curated record. The coding region runs from base 173 to 754 and encodes 193 amino acids. The transcript has 5 exons. Lineage: Eukaryota; Metazoa; Arthropoda; Insecta; Coleoptera; Tenebrionidae.